Messenger RNA from Closterium sp. NIES-67, 2432 nucleotides. The record is from the annotation of a GenBank genome assembly. NCBI's taxonomy places the organism in Eukaryota, Viridiplantae, Streptophyta, Zygnematophyceae, Desmidiales, Closteriaceae.
CGCUGCUGGGAAAGUGCAGUUUUGAGUCAUCGGAAAAAUAGACUGUGUACGCCUACUAGCGGCAAUGGUUCCGACUAGCCUGAUAUGCGACAGAAGAUGACGUGGCAAGAAACUACGUACGGCGCACAUACGAAGCGGUUAAUAUGUCAAGUGACACUGUUGCAGCAGAUGACGUCUGCAAGGGAGGCAGCGGUAGGAAAGGCUCUUUCCAGACCGGCAGCUCGGCGCGCAGUCGCUGGAAGAUCCUGGCGCGCGCGCUGCUGGAGGCAUCCGCGGAGAAAGGGGGAACGGGGGAAGCCGCGGCGGGGGACAGGGGGCAGGGGGGAGGCGGGGAUGCGAGGGGGGGCGGAAGGGGAGAGGCUUCCGGAAACUGCGAGGCGGAUGAGCGGGUUUCGCGCCGACCAAUCAGAGGCUUCCACCUGUUCGAAUGCCGACCUGCGGAGGCCUCGAGCGCAGGACCAGGCGCACCCCCACCACUUGCGGAUGGUGGGGCAGCAGCCGCGGGGGAAGCGGAUAGUGCGGGGGCAGCCCCAGGGGAUGCGGAUGGUGUAGGGUCAGGCGCGGGGGAUGCGGAUGGUGCGAGGGCAGGCGCGGGGGAUGCGGAUAGUAUGAGGGCAGGCGCGGGGGAUUUGACCCAGAGAGCAGGUAGAGGCAUGAAAGCGGAGGGAGGGGCAGGCAUGGGCGAUAGAGUGCAAUGGGACCGCCCCUUCGUGUACCGCAUCCCCAUUCAGCCCAGCCGCCGCUGCUGCUGCUCCUCCUUGCCCCAUUCCUCUUCCCCCUCCCCCACCUCCACCUCCUCCUCUGCUUCCUCCUCCUCUUCCUCCUCCUCCUCUUCCUCCUCCUCUUCCUCCUCCUCUUCCUCCUCCUCCUCCUCCUCCUCUUCCUCCUCCUCCUCUGCUAUCCCAUCCCUCACAUCCCUGAGCGCCCAUCUCCCCCCGACCAGCCUCACAGAGCAUGCGGCAUGGCUUGUCAAAGAGAUCACUAUAUGGCACAGAGUGGCGGGCCGUGUGCGCCUCUCUGAGAUGGCAGCAGCGACCAGAGCAGGCAUCGACACCACUGGGGUGCUCGGCAUGUGGCCAUCUGAAGAAGCCAUGGCAUGUUACCUGAUUGCACAUGCGUACAGAUUCAGGGGUCGUCGGGUGGUGGAGUUGGGGGCGGGGUAUGGGCUGGCGGGCAUGGCUCUGGCAGUGCAGCAGGAGGGAGUGGGGAGGGUGCUGCUCACAGAUGGCAAUGACAGUGUGGUCGCACGCCUACACCGCACAGUGGCAGCCAACAGGCAGCAGUUUGGGCCGAGCCAGGUCUCGGUUAUGGGCCUGAGAUGGGACCACCACCCCCCAAAGCACCACUGGCCGCCCGGCCUCUCUCCUCCCUUCCACGCCCUCAUUGCUGCUGACUGCACGUUUUUCAAGGAGCAUCACGAGCACCUAUUGCGCACCAUCACGGCCCUGCUCACCGUCCCUUCUCCACAGCCCUCCUCCGUACCUCCUGCCACCGCCACAACAUGCGACGCCACACUCCCCACCACACAGCAACCACCGACGCCUGCAGCAGUAACAGCCAGUGCAGGGGAGGAGGCAGCAGGCAGUGCAGCACCCACAGUAGAACACAGAACCACAGCAGCUGCAGCCAGGGCAACAAGCACGGCAGCAGCAGGGGGGGGGACAACAACCCCCCCCUAUCCACCUGAGGCAUUUCUGUUUGCCCCCCACCGGGGCUCCUCCCUCUCACUCUUCUUGGCCCGCGUGCAACAGCAAGGAGAGUGGCACGUGCGCGUUGAAGAGAGGUACCAUGAGGCGGUGAGCCGGGCGUUUGGAGAGGAGUGGGGCGAGGCGGAGGAGGAGGAGGGGGAGGGGGAGGGGGAGGAGAGGAAGGAGGGUGAGGGUGUGAAUGGGAAGGUUCGGCAAGGAGAGGAGGAAGGAGCAGGCAGGGGUGGUGUGGAGGGAAUGAGCAGUGAGAGGAGAGGGAGUGAACGGGAGAGGAGGCAGCGCAGGGAGCCGUGGGAGGGGUACGACCGCAUGCAUGACUACCCUGUGAUGGUGCACAUGACAUGGGCAGGGCGGCAUGCAUGAUUGACCUGCCAAGGUGCACAUGCCAUGAGUAGGGCGGUAUGCAUGUGGGUGAGGUGAUGGCGCAUGCUGCAGUGGUGUCAUGUGGGUGAGGAUGUCGAGUUGGGGGCAUGCCUUACAGCGAUUACCUAGUAUUGAUGUUUGUAUGCAUGGGUGUCACCUGUUGUGUCCUUCAGUGAAGGUCUACCCACGGCUUGAUGCAUGUGCUUCCUUCCUACACACCAAACACCCUUCACCACAGCUCAAGUCGUUUGUUCUUGUGACCUAGGCCCACCUUGUCAACUUAUAUUCAUAUGUUGUUUAUAGGCUAGACAGGUGCAUGCUCAUAGAGAGUACAACACACUAGCACAAAACCACCCUGUAUGC